Helianthus annuus (common sunflower) is the source of this 1911-nucleotide messenger RNA. Its product is annotated as ATP-dependent DNA helicase pif1-like. The record is from RefSeq and is a predicted model, not a curated record. The transcript has 3 exons. Gene Ontology annotation, biological process: telomere maintenance; DNA repair. The coding region runs from base 1 to 1911 and encodes 636 amino acids. Lineage: Eukaryota; Viridiplantae; Streptophyta; Magnoliopsida; Asterales; Asteraceae. Gene Ontology annotation, molecular function: DNA helicase activity.
AUGGGCGAGGCAUACUUUUUAAGAAUCCUUCUUAAUAAGGUAGUAGGUCCUAAGUCUUUUGAAGACAUUCGUACUGUGAAUGGACAAGUCUUCCCAACAUUUAGAGAUGCGUGCUACACUAGAGGCCUUUUAGACGACGACAAGGAGUAUAUAGAAGCUAUCAAAGAGGCGUACUACACAGGUUCAGGUUACUAUCUUCGUAAUCUGUUUGCUACAAUGUUGGCGUCUAAUACAUUUUCAAAGCCUGAACAUGUUUGGGAAAACACAUGGGAGUACCUUGCGGAUGGUAUUUUAUACAAUCGGCAAAAGCUUUUGAGGAUCAAAGGUUUGUCUCUUCCAGAAGAACAAAUAAGGAACCUAACGUUGUUGGAAAUUGAGCGUUACUUAUUACGUAACAACUCAAGUUUAAGUCAGUUUCCGUCUAUGCCUCAACCCGACAGUGAAUCAAUAUAUUCAGCAGACAACCGUUUAAUUGCUGACGAGCUUAGGUACGAUGUAAGUGCUACUGCCAUUGAAUUUGAUAAUAAUUUAAGCAGCCUAACCGAUGAUCAGCGUUUAGUGUUUGAUGAGAUAAUUGAAACAGUUAAUAGUAAUGCGGGUGGUUUGUUCUUCGUCUAUGGCUAUGGAGGUACUGGUAAGACAUUUCUUUGGAAGACAUUAUCUGCAUCCAUUAGAUGUAAAGGCGAUAUUGUACUAAAUGUUGCAUCAAGUGGAAUCGCAUCUCUUUUGUUACCUGGUGGACGUACUGCACAUUCAAGGUUUCAUAUACCUUUAAAUUUAACAGAAACCUCGAUGUCUUUUAUUAAACCGGAUGAUGACGUUGCUGAUUUAUUGAAGAAAACGAAAUUGAUCAUUUGGGAUGAAGCACCGAUGAAUCAUAAACAUGCGUUUGAAGCACUUGACCGAACAAUGAAAGAUAUCUUCAAAUGUGAGAUGACAUUUGGUGGAAAAGUUAUGGUGUUCGGUGGUGACUUUAGACAAAUACUUCCGGUUGUACCAAAUGGCAGUAGGCGAGAUAUCGUUAAUGCUUCAAUCACGUCGCCGUAUAUUUGGAGUACUUGCAAGGAGACUAAAGCUUUUGCGGAUGGGUUGCUUGACUUGGGCGAGGGAAAGAUUGGGGACAGUGAUGAUUGUGAGGUGGUUAUAGAUAUUCCUGAAGAUUUGUUAAUCAAGUGCUCUGAGGAUCCUAUGUCAGAUCUGAUCGACUUUGUAUAUCCUUCGCUUCUUCAACUGUACAAAGAUAAAGAUUAUUUUGCUGAAAGAGCUAUAUUGGCACCAACAAACGAGGUUGUUCAAGAAAUUAAUGAAAAAUUGCUUGCUUUGUUUCCUGGCGAUGAAGUGGAGUAUCUGAGUUCUGAUAGUAUUUGUCAAACUGAUCAAGGAAAUAAUGAAGCAAAUGCGAGACUAUAUUCUCCCGAUGUUCUAAAUGGUUUAAAAAUUUCUGGUCUGCCUAAUCGUCGAUUAGUCCUUAAAGUUGGUGUAUCUGUAAUGUUGCUUCGUAAUAUCGAUCAACAAAAUGGUUUAUGCAACAGUACGAGACUACGGAUUACUAAACUUUAUAAACAUGUUAUAGAGGCGGAGAUUAUAUCCGGAGGAAACAUAGGGACCAGAACGUUUAUUCCACGAAUCAGUUUGACACCGUCGGAUAAAAGAAAUCCUAUCAAGUUUCAACGACGACAAUUCCCUAUAAAUGUAUGUUUUGCAAUGACUAUAUAUAAAAGUCAAGGACAAUCUCUAUCAACGGUUGGAUUGUAUUUGAAAUAUCAAGUUUUCUCACAUGGUCAGCUUUAUGUUGCGUUAUCAAGAGUUAAAAGCAGAGGCGGUGUGAAGUUGCUUAUACUAGACAAAGAUGGGAAUGUAACGAGUAAAACAACAAAUGUAGUCUACAAGGAAGUUUUUUCCGGCAUUUGA